AUGCCUUCACCUGCAUCCGAGCGAACGCCACUUCUUCGCGCAUCAUCGCAAGAUGAUCAAAAUGGUUCUUCGAUUAAUGCAGAUGAGGUCAGAGCUGCGGAGGUAGCGCAACAGGGAGAGGGAGCUGCUCCUCAGUUCCCCGAAACAGGCAAGAGCAAGAGCUAUUCGAAUGGACAAUCUAUACUAUCCGAUGAAGAUGCUGCAACAACGCAAGAUGAGCAAAAGUUGGUACGGUUCCAAAAGAAUGGGAAGCUGGAAGGUGUCGGAGUAUGGAAAUUUAGAUGCGUAUUUGGUGGUAUUGUUCUUGGAUACUUUAUAGCCAUGUUCGACUCUACACUAAUGGCUUCAAGUCAUCCGGUCAUAACAUCAUAUUUCCAUGCGUCAAAUUCUGCGUCAUGGCUGUCAACGGCUUUUUUGCUUACCUCAACAUCGCUCCAACCACUGAUGGGCCGUCUAUCAGACACCUUCGGGCGUCGGCCGCUCUACAUUGCCGGUCUAAUGUUCCUUGCGGCGACCACGGCGUGGUGUGCUCUUGCACAGAGUAUCGGAAGCUUCAUUGCAGCACGGGCCUUUUGUGGUAUCGGCGCAGCCGGCGUGCUAUCAAUGGGUAACAUCAUGACCAACGAUCUUGUGAGCAUUGAGGUUCGAGGCACGUACCAAGCUUACAUCAAUCUGUUCUAUGGGGGCGGUUCGGCUUGUGGAGCGGCCUUUGGUGGCUUUCUCUGUGACAAGUUGGGCUGGCGGAUGACAUUUGCUAUCCAGAUACCCGUACUUAUUAUGCUCUUGAUCAACGCGAUCUUCACAACGCCUUCGACUCUGGGACCAAAUUUGGCAAAGUCGGCGGGACUAGGCAUCAGAGAUGCCAUGAAGGGUUUCGACGUCGCUGGGUCAUUCCUGUUGACAGUAUCCGUGGCUUUCUUGAUACUGGGGCUGAAUGUUGGCGGUAACAUCUAUCCAUGGACCCACUGGGUCGUCAUCACUUCUCUUCUAGUAGCUCUGGUUACCUGUGGUAUUCUUAUCAAAGUGGAGUCCAAGGCUGAGCGUCCGGUGAUGCCGCUGCCAAUGCUGUUCAGCAAGCCGCGUGGUAACCUUGUUUUCAACAACUUCUUUGCUCAAAUUGGCAUGAACACGAUUUUGUUCAACGCACCGCUCUACUUCCAGGCUGUCGAACUUGAGUCUGCAUCAGUAUCCGGCUUCCGUCUCGCAGGGCCUUCAGUGGCUCUGACUAUCUGCGGAGUUUCGGCAGGCUUUAUUAUGACCGCGACAGGACGCAUGAAAUGGCUUAUCGUUGUAGGGUCACUUGCGAUGCUUUUGGGGGCUACAUCCACAAGUCUCGCGGUGCUUGCAACAAGCACCCAAGAAGACCAGGCCGUCAUGUCUAGCACACUCAUUCUUUGGCGUAGUCUGGGAAUCGUCAUGGGUGUCUCUAUAAGCAGCUUGAUUCUCCAAAAUGCAUUGAAGAUGAAUCUAGAAAAGUUGGUCACAGGCCACAACAAAGCUAAGAUAACCCACCGCGUCCGAAAAUCCGUCCACAGCAUCAUCGACCUCGACCCCAAACACCAAAGCCAAGUUAUCCAAGCCUACAGCCAAAGUCUACGCCUCGUUUUCAUCUCCGCUAUUAUUAUGUUCGUUGUCGUAAACGUACUAGUUUUCACUAUUGACCUACCGCAUCUGAAGAAGAAGGGGCUGUGGGUGCUCGGGGGUAAGGGUAUCUGA
Pyrenophora tritici-repentis Pt-1C-BFP is the source of this 1716-nucleotide messenger RNA. The record is from RefSeq and is a predicted model, not a curated record. NCBI's taxonomy places the organism in Eukaryota, Fungi, Ascomycota, Dothideomycetes, Pleosporales, Pleosporaceae.